AUGGGUUAUAUCUUAUUGAGUUGUGGACCAGUGUUAGGGUCCCUCAGCUGCAAGACAUCGGAGCUUGCCACCUUGCCAUCGAAGACUCAACUCAUGCCUGCUGUGCCUGAAACAAAGGCUCACGGAAACUACACCUGCUGGAUGACACGACUAGGAGAGCAAUGCUUUCUGGUGUCUAUGGGUAAGACCCUGUUGCAUAAAAGAGUAAUGCUUCUUCAGCUCUGCCUGUUGAUAAUGCCCUUCCUCUUUAUGACACCAACUGGACAUGCUGAAUACAGUCACCCUCCAGAAGCAGUGAUAACUUUGAGGGUCACUGACACUAAAAAACAUACUCCCCCAGACUGUCUAUCCUACAGCCUGCAAUUUGGAGGAGAAAGACAAAGUAUUACCAUGAAACCCAAGAAAAACUUGAUAUCCAGAAACUUUGUAUUAUUCAUUUAUAGUGACCAAAAUGAUCUCCUGGAAGAACAGCCUUUUGUGCAGAAUGACUGCUACUACCAUGGCUAUGUGGAUGAAGACUCAGAAUCCCUGGUCAUUGUUAACACCUGUUUUGGGAGUUUGCAAGGCAUACUAGAGAUAAAUGGCACAACUUAUGAAAUCAUGCCCAAGAGCUCAACUUCAACAUUUCAAUAUCUGGCUUACAAAAUGGGAAGUGGGGAGUCAGAAUCAUCUCCCAUGAGAUGCAGGUUAUCAGGAGAAGAAAUAGCACGACAAAUGAAGCUUCUGGAAAGCAAUACCUCCACACUUUUAGAAAUCUCCUAUGAGAACUGGUGGACUCACCACAGGUUUGUUGAAUAUUUUGUAGUAAUAGACCAUAAACUAUACGUUUAUAGAAGGAACAAUACUACAACUUCUAUAAAAGAUAUUUCAAAUGGUUAUUAUCUUCAAAUAGAUACUGAUGUGAUUUUAACCACUCUUCAAGUGUGGGAUGAAAAAGACCUUGUCAAUGUAGAACAAGAAAUACCUAAUGUCCUAGAUGCUUUCUGCAAUUGGAAGAUAGACAUGAUUGGCAAUCAUGUUAGACAUGAUAUCAUACACCUUUUUGUCAGACACAGAUAUGGUCAAUAUAUAGGGUUAUCUAAUGUAGGUAUAGUUUGUACCUCUAAUAAUUAUGCAGUUAUCAGUUUUGUUUCUGAUGUAAUGUCAGACUUAGCAUUCAUUGUAGCACAUGAGAUGGGUCAUAACUUGGGUAUGCAGCAUGAUAUAAGUGGAUAUUCUUGUGGGUUAGCAAAAUGCAUAAUGAACCCAUCUAAAUCGUAUUCCCCAAAAUUCAGCGACUGUAGUUAUGAAGAAAUGUACUCACUUGUUACCACAAGAAGUUGCUUAUACAAUAUUCCAGAAGCAGUAAUAACAAACCUGAUGGAGUGUGGGAAUAACUUGGUUGAAGAAGGAGAGCAGUGUGAUUGUGGGAGCACUGAAUCCUGUUCAAAAGAUCCAUGCUGUAGCAAAGACUGUGUUCUCAAACCCAGUGCUCAAUAUACUUUUGGACUUUGUUGCAAAGAUUGCCAGUUCCUUCAAACAGGCACCGUGUAUAGAGAAGAGAAAACUGAGUGUGACCUUCCAGAGUGGUGCAAUGGAACUUCAGCAGAGUAUCCAGAAGAUAUGUACAUAGUGAAUGGAAGCCCUUGCUCAGGUGGUGGUUAUUGCUAUAAAAUGGCAUGUCAUGAACGUGAGGCACAGUGUAAGAAGAUUUUUGGCUAUGAAGCCCGGAGUACAAAUGAAAUUUACAGGGAAAUAAACAACUGAGAUGACAGUUUCGGUAGUUGUGGUAACAGUAGUUCUAACUACAUAGGAUGCAAUAUCGCUGAUGUACUCUGUGGAAGAAUUCAGUGUGAUAAUGUGGAAGAGAUUCCACAUAGGAGAAGCCAUGAAACAGGGUAUUGGACUCACUUCGAUUAUUUCACCUGCUGGAGUAUGGGCUAUCAUUUUGGUAUUACCAUAGAGGACAUCAGAGCAGUGGAUGAUCGCACAGCUUGUGGGCCAGACCAUAUAUGCAUUGACAGAAAAUGUGUCAGCAAGUCUAUUUUGUUUAGUAACUGUUCAGAAAGCUUAUGUAAUAUGCAAGGUGUCUGCAACAAUAAACAAAAUAAAUGCCAUUGUGACAUCAUGUGGAAACCACCAGACUGUCAACUACCUGGCUGUGGAGGUAGUAUAGACAGUGGACCAUCUUCUGGAACAUUAGCUAGCAAGAGGAAGUCUGGUAAAGUGUCCUUUGCUGUACAAAAGAUUUUUACCUUCAUGGACAUAGCAUGUGGAAGACCCAGCUCAUUUGGUCAGUGUCAUAUCCGGUUUGGUGGGCCUCUACUCCAUAAUAAUUUAUGCUGUUGAAACCAGCAAACCAGUGAUCUGCACUCCUUGACAACUUCUACCUCGGAUCCUGCUUCGAGCUUUCUGUUGUACUUUUCUACUUGCCCUGACUUCACAAUGUGAUGUGGUAUGAACCUAUGAGAUGAAAUAAACUUGUUCU
Messenger RNA from Mastomys coucha (southern multimammate mouse), 2467 nucleotides. Its product is annotated as disintegrin and metalloproteinase domain-containing protein 26A-like. Gene Ontology annotation, biological process: proteolysis; male gonad development. Lineage: Eukaryota; Metazoa; Chordata; Mammalia; Rodentia; Muridae. Gene Ontology annotation, cellular component: plasma membrane; external side of plasma membrane; sperm head plasma membrane. Gene Ontology annotation, molecular function: metalloendopeptidase activity. The record is from RefSeq and is a predicted model, not a curated record.